Pollicipes pollicipes is the source of this 1454-nucleotide messenger RNA. RefSeq lists its product as uncharacterized. Lineage: Eukaryota; Metazoa; Arthropoda; Thecostraca; Pollicipedomorpha; Pollicipedidae. The record is from RefSeq and is a predicted model, not a curated record. The transcript has 6 exons. The coding region runs from base 67 to 861 and encodes 264 amino acids.
ACCACCACCACAGCCGCUCCAACCACACCGGCUCCUGUGGACGGGGGAGACAUCAACCUGGCAGACAUGGAUACUAAGGCGGAGUGGCCAUGCAUCGAUGACACAGAGUGCGAAUUCUUGGGGGGCAUGGCCACAGAGCCACCCGACGGCUGGGUGAACACUGUAAAAGCCACGUGCCACACCGGGCAAGGGCGCUGCGUCUUCCCGGCGGUCGCCUCCGACGAUUCAGGGGCCUCCAGAAUCGAGAUGUGGAGGAGCGCCGGACACUUCGUGUUCUCGAGCCAAGACUUCAUUAACCCGCCCACCAUCCCUGCCGACGAGUACAACGCGGGAUCCGACCAGCCGGCGGAGGAGUGGAAAUACGACUGUAGCUCCCACGACAGCAAGAGCUCCGUCAUGACCGGAAUGCUCGGCAUUACCCGAGAUGACGCCAUCGGAAAGAACAUUCCGCAGGACAUGGACCUGAUUCUCUGCACCCGCUUUCUCACCACCCACCUCCAGGUUGACCCUACCGACGGUCAUGUACUGGACAUAUCUACCGCGAGCGAGGCCGGCUUCCAGUGCAACACCGGCUACGUGCUGACCGGCGUGUACGACACGGCCCGAGACUUCCAAGAGCCGAAGAAGGCCAAGUGUUCCCGGCUGGUGCAGGGUACGGUGCAGAACACGUGCACGCCCACGUCACGCCACGGCUCCUCCAACCCGGACAUCUACUGGAACGCCUGCGACCAGACGGCCGGCCCGGCGGUGGUGGUGGGUCUGAAGCUGACUCAGAUGGCCGGCACCACCAGCCGCGAGUGGACGCUGCGCUGCUGCCGCGUCUCCGGCCCCGCCACAUCCGUCGCCGUGCUCGGGUCGUAGACGUGACGGCAGCGUGACCUGGUCUUGACACAGACGUGGGCGUGACGUCGUUGCGGCGCAGAUACAGCACAGGAGCAGCGGAGGUAGACUUAGUCGACCUAGCUGUAGCGUCGCUCUCGGCAUUGCCCUGCCGUCCUCUCGUUGGCAUGCGUGCCCAGCUAUGAGAGGGAACGUCAUGCUGUUUACCAGCACGCCUUUCACCCGGUUGAUUUACCGAGCACUUACUGGAGCAGGUCUCGUUAAUUUGCAUUUGCAUGUCUUUUCUGCGACAGCAACCAUAAGACUACAAAAAGUUGGUGCUCCGAGCAGUUUGCGUUGUGCGUGAAAUUUGUGUUUUUAAAGUUGGGUCGAGUUUCAAGGAGCUGCAGAUGUGAAGCCAACAAUGUUGCUGUGCUAAUUUGAUAAUUUGAUAUAGAUAGAAAUGCUCGUAUUUGACUAAACCAGCAGCAAUGUAAAUACAGAUUUGCAGGCAGCAUGAAAAGUGAUCUCACGGCUUUUAUGACUUGCUUAUUUCAUGCAUUGUUCAUAACUUAUGUUCUCGAAGAUUUGAUAAACAUACAAGUAAAUGUUGUGUUGAACGAGUGAUGUGAAUA